This is a messenger RNA of Mandrillus leucophaeus (drill), 2819 nucleotides long. RefSeq names its product dipeptidyl-peptidase 3 (gene DPP3). The coding region runs from base 137 to 2410 and encodes 757 amino acids. Gene Ontology annotation, biological process: proteolysis. The transcript is spliced from 18 exons. Gene Ontology annotation, molecular function: dipeptidyl-peptidase activity; metalloexopeptidase activity. The record is from RefSeq and is a predicted model, not a curated record. Gene Ontology annotation, cellular component: cytoplasm. NCBI's taxonomy places the organism in Eukaryota, Metazoa, Chordata, Mammalia, Primates, Cercopithecidae.
CCCGUAGCGACUGGGGGCGGGAGCCGGAGAGCCGAGAAGCUUGUCUCGGCGCGUCUAUUGGCUGGUAUUGACGCCCGUCCGGACCCCGAGGCCAGGCAGUUGGCCAAGGGGGGCGGGGUUUGCAGAGCCCCAAUGAAUGGGGGAGCCGGAAGCAGGAAGUGAGUUUGGGAACGGAGCAGCUGCUGCAGCAGGGCCCAUGGCGGACACCCAGUACAUCCUGCCCAAUGACAUCGGCGUGUCUAGCCUGGACUGCCGUGAGGCCUUCCGCCUGCUGUCACCCACAGAGCGCCUCUAUGCCCACCACCUGUCCCGUGCUGCCUGGUAUGGAGGCCUGGCUGUGCUGCUUCAGACCUCCCCCGAGGCCCCUUACAUCUAUGCUCUGCUCAGCCGCCUCUUCCGCGCGCAGGACCCCGACCAGCUGCGCCAACAUGCCCUGGCUGAGGGCCUUACCGAGGAGGAGUAUCAGGCGUUCCUGGUCUAUGCCGCGGGUGUUUACUCCAACAUGGGCAACUACAAGUCCUUUGGUGACACCAAGUUUGUUCCCAACUUGCCCAAGGAAAAGCUGGAACAGGUGAUCCUAGGGAGUGAGGCUGCUCAGCAGCACCCCGAAGAAGUCAGGGGCCUCUGGCAGACCUGUGGGGAGCUUAUGUUCUCUCUGGAGCCAAGGCUUCGACACCUCGGACUGGGGAAGGAGGGAAUCACCACCUAUUUCUCUGGGAAUUGUACCAUGGAAGAUGCCAAAUUGGCCCAGGACUUUCUGGACUCACAGAACCUCAGUGCCUAUAACACCCGGCUCUUCAAAGAGGUCGAUGGAGAAGGGAAGCCCCACUACGAGGUGCGGCUGGCUUCUGUGCUUGGCUCAGAGCCUUCCCUGGACUCUGAGAUGACUUCCAAGCUGAAGAGCUAUGAAUUCCGGGGAAGCCCUUUCCAGGUGACCCGAGGGGACUAUGCACCCAUCCUCCAGAAGGUGGUGGAGCAGCUGGAGAAAGCCAAGGUGUAUGCAGCCAACAGCCACCAGGGGCAGAUGCUGGCCCAGUAUAUAGAGAGCUUCACCCAGGGCUCCAUCGAGGCCCACAAGAGGGGCUCCCGCUUCUGGAUCCAGGACAAAGGCCCCAUCGUGGAGAGUUACAUCGGGUUCAUCGAGAGCUACCGUGACCCCUUUGGUUCCCGAGGAGAAUUUGAAGGUUUCGUAGCUGUGGUGAACAAGGCCAUGAGUGCCAAGUUUGAGCGGCUAGUGGCGAGCGCAGAGCAGCUGCUGAAGGAGCUGCCCUGGCCCCCAGCCUUUGAGAAGGACAAGUUCCUCACCCCCGACUUCACCUCCCUGGAUGUUCUCACCUUUGCUGGCUCCGGCAUCCCUGCUGGCAUCAACAUCCCCAACUACGAUGACCUGAGGCAGACGGAAGGCUUUAAGAACGUGUCACUGGGGAAUGUGCUGGCUGUGGCCUACGCCACGCAGCGGGAGAAGCUCACCUUUCUGGAGGAGGAUGACAAGGAUCUGUACAUCCUCUGGAAGGGGCCCUCCUUCGAUGUGCAGGUGGGCCUGCACGAGCUGCUGGGCCAUGGCAGCGGCAAGCUCUUCGUACAGGAUGAAAAAGGAGCAUUCAACUUUGACCAGGAGACAGUGAUCAACCCAGAGACGGGCGAGCAGAUUCAGAGCUGGUAUCGGAGCGGGGAGACCUGGGACAGCAAGUUCAGCACCAUCGCCUCCAGCUACGAAGAGUGCCGGGCUGAGAGCGUGGGCCUCUACCUCUGUCUCCACCCGGAAGUGCUGGAGAUCUUUGGCUUUGAGGGGGCUGAUGCGGAGGACGUGAUCUACGUGAACUGGCUCAACAUGGUUCGGGCCGGGCUGCUCGCUCUGGAGUUCUACACACCUGAGGCCUCCAACUGGCGACAGGCCCAUAUGCAGGCCCGGUUUGUGAUCCUGAGAGUCUUGCUGGAGGCUGGCGAGGGACUCGUUACCAUCACUCCCACCACAGGCUCUGAUGGGCGCCCAGAUGCCCGGGUCCGCCUCGACCGCAGCAAGAUCCGGUCUGUGGGCAAGCCUGCUCUAGAGCGCUUCCUGCGGAGACUUCAGGUGCUGAAGUCCACAGGGGAUGUGGCCGGAGGGCGGGCCCUGUACGAGGGGUAUGCGGCAGUCACUGAUGCGCCCCCGGAGUGCUUCCUCACCCUCAGGGACACGGUGCUGCUGCGUAAGGAAUCUCGGAAGCUCAUCGUUCAGCCCAACACUCGCCUUGAAGACUCAGACGUGCAGCUUCUGGAAUACGAGGCCUCGGCUGCUGGCCUCAUCCGAUCCUUCUCCGAGCGUUUCCCAGAGGAUGGACCCGAGUUGGAGGAGAUCCUCACACAACUGGCCACAGCUGAUGCCCGAUUCUGGAAGGGCCCCAGUGAGGCCCCAUCUGGCCAGGCUUGAGGAGGAUGUGUGGCCUCUCCCCUAACUCCAAGAAACCAAGGCUGCAAGUGGCCCUCCAUUCGUGUGUGUUUUUAGGGGCUAGGGGAGGGGGAGGGGCAGGAUCUUGGACCUUGGUACUACCUCAGCUGAGGGUGGUGACACUAACCCCUUCCAUUUGUCAGCACUUUCCAGCUUGCCAAGUGCUUCCCCUCUGUGAUCUCAUUUCAUCUGCACUGCCAUACCUGGAGUGAGCAAGACAGGGCUCACCAUCCUGUCUACCAGAUGAGGAAAUGGCAGUUCUGAGAAGUCACUGGUCUAGAUUCCACAGGUGGCACGUGACAGCUAGGGUUCAAAAUGUUCUCACCUAAUCCAGUGCUCCUCACAUAUUAAUUUUAUAACCAGACAAAUAAAUAUUAGAGACAACCACCAU